AAAAUUUGAAUACAUGGUGCAAGAAGUAUUUUGAAGAAUAUAGCAAAUGUGAUGUUGUGGACAACAAUAUGGCAGAAAGCUUUAAUGCUUGGAUAGUGUCUGCAAGGUAUAAAACCAUCAUUACAAUGCUUGAGGAGAUAAGGGUGAAGAUGAUGAAAAGAAUUGGUGAUUUGAGAGAGUUCUCAAACACUUGGAUCACUGAUAUAUCUCCUAUGUCUUUGAAGAUUUUGCAAGAAAACAUUCAAAAGUCUAUGCAAUGUAACUUGACUUGGAAUGGAGAAAGAGGUUUUGAGAUUAAACACCAUGGGUUUACACACACUGUGGACAUUGUUAAUAGGAGGUGUAUUUGCAGAUCCUGGCAGCUUAGGGGAAUUCCUUGUCCUCAUGGUGUUGCUGCCCUUCAUUACAAAAACUUGGAAACAAUCCAUUAUGUGGCUAGCUGUUAUAGCAAGGAAACCUACCUAAGCACAUAUGCCCAUUUUAUUCAGCCAAUGAAUAACAUGAAAAUGUGGUCAACCUCAAAUAAUCCAAUUGUAAAGCCACCAAAGAUCAGAAAGUUGCCUAGAAGACCAAUUAAGGUUAGAAGAAAGGAAGCAGAUGAAAGCAGAAAAACUGGAAAGUUGAGCAAAAGAGGUGCUGUAAUGACCUGUAGAAAAUGUGGCACACAAGGACACAAUAAAAGAGGAUGUCCUACAAGAAACCAAGCUGAUCCAAGUCAAUCAACUGAACCAGUUUCUCAGGCAAGAAGUACUGGUCCAAGUCAGUCAUCUGAACCAUCUUCUCAUACACAGGCUACUGAAAGUGGUAGAGGAAAAGGCACAGGAAAAGAAACAAGAGGAAGAGCAACAAGAGGAAGAGCAAGUGGCAGAGGUGUUCCAGCUCAAUCACAUGAAGAUGUUACAAACAUAGAGACUGUAAAUGGUAGAGGUAGAGGUAGAGGUACAGGUAGAGGAGCAGGAUCAGGAAGAGAAAUGACUCAAGAAAGAAAUGUGAAUGAACGACUAAGUAGAGGAAGAGGAAUGACUCAACAUAGUCAAACUAGUUCAGAAGCAAACUACAGUAGAGGAGGCCUAGGAAGAGGGAAGAGACCAGUAGAACAUGAAGACACUAGUGGAGGACAAACAAGACCUUUUAAAAGGCCAAGAAUGGUAGGUGUUGGCAUAUACCAAGCUAAAGAUGGAUUUACAACUCUCAAUGUAAGUUUACAACUAUCAAUGCAAGUUUACAAUUGUGAUUGCAAACCUCAAUGUAAUUGUCUAAUAAUUGACUAAGCAGCCUGGAUU
Molecule: messenger RNA, 1283 nt
Organism: Solanum lycopersicum (tomato)
Lineage: Eukaryota; Viridiplantae; Streptophyta; Magnoliopsida; Solanales; Solanaceae
Source: RefSeq, a predicted model, not a curated record